AUGCAGCCACGGAUGUAUUACGACGAUGCAGCCUGGGAGAAAAGCGAGGAGAUCGCCGAUUCCUGGGUACGCCAGUUCCUCGAUCCCGACAUCUUGAGACCGGUCGGGGGCUUUCUGGUGCGCCACCACGAUCCCGAUAACCCCGAUAAGUUUACCAUCCUAGAGAAGCGCGCCUUCAACAUCUCUGCGGAUGGAGUACGAAAACGGCAGUUCCGCCGUGAUUCGAUUUCCCCAACCCGGGACUGCCAUGCCCGCACUUCGAUCAGAGUCCCUUUUGUUCUCCACUGGGGCACAAAAAUGGGGAGUCCAAUGACUCUGAGCCCUUUCGUGACUAUGAAAUACAUUGACCACCACACCAACAUGUACGAUGCUCUCAACACGCCCGACUGUCCGGCAGCAGAUCGUGGAGUUCUCGACCCCAAUAUCAGUGAGAUGAAGCUGCAUGCACUCUACGGGGAGCUUGGGGGUAUCCUUCUUGAACUGGCUGCGCUUUCCAUGUCCCGGAUAGGGUGUUUGGAUCAGAAAGAUGACUUCACAUGGGAAACCACCCUGCGACCUCUGUCAAUGCCAAUGAUUGAACCCAUCCGACUGGGAUCUCUACCUCGAUCGAAAUUACCCUGCACAACAUUUGACUCGGCGUCCUCCUACUUUGAGGCCCUCUCACAGCUCCAUGUCUCCCACCUGGUCAACCAACGAAACGAUGCUGUUGCCUCGGCCGAUGACUGUCGGCGCAAGUUCGUUGCUGGGAGCCUGUUCCUAAAACUCGCUCGAUCGCACCGGCUUACGAGCAAAUGGUCGUCUUUUGAGACGGUCCAUUCAAGGCGUGGUCCCGAAUACUGGCCAAAAGGCCUGGGUGAUUGGUGUACUGAGUAUGAGCGGCGACUUCAAAGUUUUCCCGGCGCCCUGGUGCGUCGGGAAGACGACGCGAUCAAGCAAGGUCGGAUGAAAAGAUAUCAACGUCUCUCCGGUCCAAUGCGCCACAGUUGGGAGAGUGGGGAUUUAUGGGUUGCAUACGCGGCACGAAACAAUUUCACAUUUGACGCGAUCUACUGGGAAAAGAUCGAUCAGCGGUUCUUCGAAUCGAAUGAUUGCAACAUCGACGAAGUCUGGAGGCAGAGACUUGAGCUCCUGAGCGAUUCGGAAAAAGGUGAAAUGGAGGACCUUGUCAACCAAAAAACUAGAGAGAUAGAAACCAGAGCCUUAGAGUGGGACCCAGACGAGUAUACCUUGGGCCGUAUCAAUGUCGUGGAGGCAGCUUGGUGUUUAGGUGCCUGA
Aspergillus affinis is the source of this 1275-nucleotide messenger RNA. RefSeq lists its product as uncharacterized. Bases 1 to 1275 code for a protein of 424 amino acids. Lineage: Eukaryota; Fungi; Ascomycota; Eurotiomycetes; Eurotiales; Aspergillaceae. The transcript is spliced from 3 exons. The record is from RefSeq and is a predicted model, not a curated record.